This is a messenger RNA of Racocetra persica, 265 nucleotides long. NCBI's taxonomy places the organism in Eukaryota, Fungi, Glomeromycota, Glomeromycetes, Diversisporales, Gigasporaceae. The record is from the annotation of a GenBank genome assembly.
GCAGAACAAGCAAACAAACAGAGAAUCAAAACAAUUAUCCUCAGAGACUUCAACAUUGACCUCAAUAAGAAACACACACACAACACCUUAAUACAAUAUCUUAUGAACUCAAAUAUGCUACCACUAAUUAAUACACUACUACCAAACCAACCUAUAUGGAGCUCGCAAAAAACUAAUAGCCAAAUAGACGAAAUAUGGAUUCCAAAAAACUUAAUAGAAAACUUUCACAACCCCAUACUCAAAGACCCUACACAAAUUACCGAUA